This is a messenger RNA of Helobdella robusta, 687 nucleotides long. RefSeq lists its product as hypothetical. The annotation marks the transcript as partial. The transcript is spliced from 5 exons. The record is from RefSeq and is a predicted model, not a curated record. NCBI's taxonomy places the organism in Eukaryota, Metazoa, Annelida, Clitellata, Rhynchobdellida, Glossiphoniidae.
GGUUAUGGGCGCUACACAUUCUCCAACAAAUUUUUCAAAUACGAAGGCGAUUGGAUGGACGGCAAGAAACACGGGCACGGUAAGUUAACAAUGAAUGACGGAAGUUACUACGAAGGAGAUUUUGUUAACGACGAGAUAGUUGGUCGCGGCGUUUCUUACGACGCAACUACGGGCUGCCAAUACUCUGGCAUGUUUCACAUGGGGGAGAAGUGUGGGACAGGUUUGAUGAGAUAUGAGGAUGAGUCGGUCUACGAUGGACAGUGGGUCGACAAUAAAAGGCAGGGUUAUGGGAAGCAUGAAUAUCCUUCAGGAGAAGUAUAUUCAGGUUUCUACCACAAUCAUUUGAAACAUGGAGAGGGAACCCAAAUAUUCAAAGAUGGCUCUAAAUACAUUGGGCAUUGGAUCAUGGGUUUACAACAUGGACAUGGAUUGAGAACAUAUGCUGAUGGCUCACAUUAUGAGGGUCAAUGGAGACAUGGUGUGAGACAGGGCAUUGGAGUCUACUGCCACAUUUCCGGCUGCAAAUAUGAGGGACUGUGGACCAAUGAUAAGCCAAACUGGCAACCUACCAAGCUUCACCUCGUUUUAGCUUCUGAAAAUAAUAGUUUAAAUUUUAAUACAGAGUUCUCAAUUAUUGUUGAAUGUCUGGAUGAAAAUAAAAAAGUUUGCGAUUUAGGUUGGUUAUAA